Molecule: messenger RNA, 987 nt
Organism: Osmia lignaria (orchard mason bee)
Lineage: Eukaryota; Metazoa; Arthropoda; Insecta; Hymenoptera; Megachilidae
Gene: mRpL46
Product: mitochondrial ribosomal protein L46
Cellular component (GO): mitochondrial large ribosomal subunit
Molecular function (GO): structural constituent of ribosome
Source: RefSeq, a predicted model, not a curated record
AAACGUGAAUACUUUAAUUUCUAUCAUCAUAUGAGAACCGAUACUUUGUACAUAUUUAAAUGGUAAAAUAAUUGAGUGUACGAUAAUGUUCAGGAAACUUGUAACAUUGCAUACAUUAAAUAGCUCAUCGUUACUAACGACAGGAAUUCCAUCCGCGUCAAAGGUUAUAUCUCGAGCAUUUUCGGAACAGGACGUUAUUAUCACAGACAACAAAUGGGAUUUAAUAAGUGCCGUUUGUUUAGAACGUCAUCCGGUAAUAACAAAACCGAUGAAAGAUAUAGAAAUACGGUAUCAAAAGGUGUUACGACAGAUGGAAUUUGAAAAUAGCCUGUUGUCAAAUUUUGAGUUACAAAAAGAGAAGGAAAAAAAGCUAAAAGAAAAACAAGUUGAUUGGGAGAAAGAAGUGCUUGUUAUUCAAACAGCAGAAGACUUUGAAGAUCUUUGGGAAGAGGAAUUAAAGAACUUUGAAUUUGCACCCAGGGAAAAUGAAGCUGAAGAUAAGGUGAUUGUAUCAUUGAGACGUAAGCUAGAUAAAAAUCUGUUAUUACUAGUAGAACAGAAAGUUGGUGACAACAACUUUUGGAUUCCUCCUCAAAGUAUAAGGCAAGAUAGAGAAACUAUGAUACAGACUGCUCAUAGAAGUUUGCAAGAACUUUGUGGAGAUAAUGUAAAAGUACAGUUUUAUGGUAAUGCUCCAAUAGGAUUUUAUAAAUAUAAAUACCCUAAAAGUAUACGAACAGAAGGAAAACAUGGAGCAAAAGUUUUCUAUUUUCUGGCAAAGUAUAUAAACGGUGAUAUUUCUAGUAAUGUAAAGCACUGUUGGUUAGAUCGAGAAGAAUUAGAGAAAACAGUACAUCCUGGUGUUCACAGAAGUUUGUCCCAAUUCUUGAUUCCUGAUUAAGUUAUAAUGCAAUCUAUUGUAAUUUAUACGCGUGUAUGUUUAGAAAAAUUUAAAGAUGUAUAAGAAUAAAUCGACGUUAAAAUUUA